Messenger RNA from Fusarium venenatum, 954 nucleotides. NCBI's taxonomy places the organism in Eukaryota, Fungi, Ascomycota, Sordariomycetes, Hypocreales, Nectriaceae. The record is from RefSeq and is a predicted model, not a curated record.
AUGUCUUCUUCGCAAACUCCCACCAACCCCAAGAUCAACGAACUGGGAUCCGGCUUUGGCGUUGAAAUCCAGGGCCUUGACUUCUCGGAAGGUGUCACUGACAAUGACCACGCUUUUAUCGAGGAACUUGUCAAGAUUUACGGUGUAGUGGUUAUCCGCAAGACCAAGCUAGACGAUGGAGCCCAUAUCACCCUAGCACGCACAUUUGGAGACCUGGAUGAUGUCAAGCCGUAUAACAAAGCAGGGAGAAUUCACCGCCUGGACUACGACGAACUAUUCGAUGUUGGUAACAUGGAGCAUGAUGGCUCUAUUGUUGACUCUAGCAGUCCCCGGGCACAGGCCAAUAGGGGGAACAGCCUAUUCCAUGUCGACUCAAGUUUCAACCCCCGUCGGGCGGGCUACUCCCUACUACUGUCUCAUGAGCUGCCACCUCGAGGUACUGGCGGUAGUACCGAGUUCUGUGACACCCGAGCUGCAUGGGACGACCUUGAUGAAGCUACCAAACAAGAGCUGCUGUCAAAAGACUAUAUUGCCUGCCAUUCCAUCCUCCACUCUAAGAAGAUUGCUGCGCCUGAGCACUUUUCCAAUAUGGAUCCCGCCGACUACCCCAUGGGUCGUCAUCGUCUAGCUCAGAAACACGAGCGAUCGGGUCGCAUGAAUUUAUACCUCGCCAAGCACAUCCAUCAUAUCGAAGGUUUGUCGACCAAAGCAUCACAAGAGCUUUUCGAUAAGCUCUUCGAUCAUGCCACGCAGGAUAAGUAUCGCCUUGAAGUGGAGUGGCGCAACGUGGGGGACCUGGUCAUCUGGGACAAUACCUGCACCAUGCACCGAGCAGUUGGAGGGCCUUUUGCCUACAAGUAUAAAAGGGAUAUGAGGCGCGCUACUGUCCAUGACGAUAGUACCCAAGCUUGGGGAUUGAACGAGCAUAGCGAUGUUCGUCAAGGUCUUCCCUGA